GAAAUCCCAGAAAAAACCACACGGCUCCCGAAUUCCACCGCGGGAAUUUUCCCAUCAAAAUCCGGGAUUUCUUUAUUUCACCGGUCGCUAAAAUCUAAAAUUCCAACGGCGCUUCCUCGGGAUCCGCGGCGUCCUGGGAAUUCCCAAAUUCCCAGCGGGAAUUUUAUGGCUUUAGGGACCCCCCCUGGAUCCGGAGCUGCCCCUGGAAUGGCUCGGGAAGAGCGGGAAAAGCGAGGAUGAUGAGGGAUUUGUGGGAGUUUGAGGGUUGGGUGGUGUUCCUGGGGAUCCAAGAGAUCUCAGGGAUUCGGGAAUCCCAAAGGGGAUCCAAGAGAUCUCAGGGAUUCGGGAAUCCCAAAGGGGAUCCAGGAGAAUUCAGGAAUUCCAAAAGGGAUCCAAGAGAAUUCAGGAAUUCCAAAAGGGAUCCAAGAGAUCUCAGGGAUUCGGGACUCCCAAAGGGGAUCCAGGAGAAUUCAGGAAUCCCAAAGGGGAUCCAGGAGAUCUCAGGAAUUCCAAAGGGGAUCCAAGAGAAUUCAGGAAUUCCAAGGGGGAUCCAAGAGAUCUCAGGGAUUUGGGAAUUCCAAGAGAUCCCAAGGAUUUGGGAAUCCCGAAAAUCUCUGGAAUUUGGGAAUCCCAAGGGUGAUCCAGCAGAUUCUCGGUGAAUCCAGAAUUCCAAAGGGGAUCCAAAAGCCCUCAGGGAUUCGGGAAUCCCAAAGGAAUCCCAAAGAUCCCUGGAAUUCGGGAAUCCCAAAACGGAUCCCAAAGAUCUCUGGAAUUUGGGAAUCCCAAAGAUCUCUGGAAUUCGGGAAUCCCAAAGGGAAUCCCAAAGAUCUCUGGAAUUCGGGAAUCCCAAAACAGAUCCCAAAUCCCUCAGAGGAUCCCGAAUUCCAAAGGGGAUCCAAGAUUUGUUCCCCAAUUCCCUCCUCCUCCACCAUUCCCAAACAUUUCCCUUCCAGGCCACAAUUCCACGACGGGAAUUUUCCGUUUUUUUGGGAAUUUUUUCCCCCCGUUUUUCCCGUUUUUUGGUGAACUUUUGUUGUUUUUUUUUCCCUGGAAAAAGGAGACCGGGAAAAGGUUUGGAAAAUUUUGUAUUGAAGAGUUGGAACAAGUUUGAACCCGAACCAUCCCGAUCCCAAAAAAAAAACCCCCAGCGGAACAAGGAAUGGGAAUUCCCAAGGGAAAAUCCCAUUCCCGCAUUCCGCCACGGAAUCUUUCCCGGGAUGGAUCCCGAAUUUGGCAGAAACGUGGAUGGAAUCAAACGAAUCCUCCGAAUUCCCGGCAACAUUCCAAGAACCACCGGGAAAAACCACGUCAGAAGCAGGAUGGAUCCCAGGAGCCGCAUUCCGGGCGGGAAUUUGGAAUUUCAGUCUCAUUCCUGGCGGGAAUUUGGAAUUUCAGUCUCAUUCCAGGCGGGAAUUUGGAAUUUCAGCCUCAUUCCAGGUGGGAUUUUCGAUUUUUCCAGCCUGGAUUUGGAUUUUUCCAGCCUGGAUUUGGAUUUUUCCAGCCUGGAUUUGGAUUUUUCCAGCCUGGAUUUGGAUUUUUCCAGCCUGGAUUUGGUUUUCCAGCCUCAUUCCAGGCGGGAAUUUGGAAUUUCAGCCUCAUUCCAGGUGGGAAUUUGGAUUUUUCCAGCCUCAUUCCAGGUGGGAAUUUGGAAUUCCAGACGCAUUCCAGGCAGGAAUUUGGAAUUUCAGUCUCAUUCCAUGAGGGAAUUUGGAUUUUUCCAGCCUGGGUUUGGAUUUUUCCAGCCUGGAUUUGGAAUUUCAGCCUCAUUCCAGGCGGGAAUUUCGAUUUUUCCAGCCUGGAUUUGGAUUUUUCCAGCCUGGAUUUGGUUUUCCAGCCUCAUUCCAGGUGGGAAUUUGGAAUUCCAGACGCAUUCCAGGCGGGAAUUUGGAAUUUCAGCCUCAUUCCAGGUGGGAAUUUCGAUUUUUCCAGCCUGGAUUUGGAUUUUUCCAGCCUGGAUUUGGUUUUCCAGCCUCAUUCCAGGCGGGAAUUUGGAAUCUCAGACUCAUUCCAGGCAGGAAUUUGGAUUUUUCCAGCCUGGAUUUGGAAUUUCAGCCUCAUUCCAGGAGGGAAUUUGGAAUUUCAGCCACAUUCCAGGUGGGAACUGGGAUUUUUCCAGCCUGGAUUUGGAUUUUUCUGGCCUGGAUUUGGUUUUCCAGCCUGGAUUUGGAUUUUCAGCCUCAUUCCAGGUGGGAAUUCUGAGUUCCAGCCCCAUUCCAUAAAAUAUUUUGGCUUUUUCCAGCCUCAUCCCAGGUUGGAUUUUGAGUUUUCCAAUCUCGUUCCAUGCUGGAUUUUCCUUCCCCUUCCAAAUCAAUUUUUUUGGGAUUUAUCCUGAAUUAUCCAUCAAUUCCAACAUUCCCGAUUAUUUCAACGAUCCAGAACCGGCUGAAAUUCCAAUUUCCAAAGGAAUUCUGGGAUCCAAAAAGUUUUUGACGUCGUUUUUUUUUUUUAUCUCAUUAAAUCCGUCUGCUCCUCUCUCAUUCCCGGUUUUUUUUUCGGGAAUCAUCCAAACACCGGGAAUAAACAAAGGUUUUCCCGCCCCUCCCUCAUUCCCAAAAAAAAAAUAAAAUUUGGAUUUUAAUUGGAGGAGUUUUGUUGGAAUUUUUUGGGGAAUUAAGGAAUUUUUUCCGAAUGUUGGCAUCCACGUGGAAAAAAAAAAACCCAGGAGAGGAAAAAUCCUCCCAAAAAAUUCCAAAUGUGGGAAAGGAACGGGAAAAAUUCCAUAAAAUCCGACGGAAUUUCAGGAAUUCCGCGUCAUCCCUCUGUCGGCAUCUCCCCGAUCCAAGCUUGGAAUGAAAACUCCAAAUUCCAAAAUUCCCACCCAAUUCCCACCUUGGAAAUCUCGGAAUCCCGAGGGAAAAAAAGCCCCAAAAUCCACAAAUUCCGGGUGGGAAUUCUGGGGGUUUUUAUCCAACAAAUCCUGGUUUGGAAAAGGAAUUUUUGUGGUUUUUUUUUUGUUUUUGAACUAAACUAAAUCCCUAAAUAUCAAAAAGCUGGGAAAAGUGGGAAUAGGGAGGGGUUUUGGAUCCGAGGGGGAUGAUCCCGAAGGAAUUCCUAAGAAAAUAAAUCCGGCUUUUCCUGAAUUUUUUUCUCCCCUAUUUUUAUAUAUAGAGCUCUAGAUUAUAUUUAUUUAUCAUUUCCCCGAGAAAAUUCCCAACAUUUCCCAAAGAAUUCUUAGCACUUGGAAUAAAACCUGGAAUUCUGCCCCUUGGAUUCGUCUGGAAUUCGGGAAGAAACCCAAGGAAAAAACAAACAAAAAAAAAGAGGAUGAGAAAUGGGAACGAAAUCAAACCGGCCCCGGAUGGAUUUUGGGUUAAACCUCUGGAAUUCCCAAAAAAAUGAUGGAAAACUCCAUCCCAAAUGGAUACAGGAGGGCGCUUGGGAUGCCUGGAAGAACUCGAAUCGCGGAGGGAAGGAUCCGGAAUUCCCGGAAUUCCCGGUGGGAAUCGGGAAUCGCUCCCGACCUUCCCUUCUGGAGCUUCUGGAAUUCCUGGAAAUCAUGGAAUAAUAUCCCUCGAAACAACAACAGAAAAGGAAACAGAAAAUUCCCCCCCCCAAAAAAAAACCAAAAUAAAACCAAAUCCCAACCAACCCUCCCAAAGGAAAAAAAAUAAAAU
Poecile atricapillus (Black-capped chickadee) is the source of this 3614-nucleotide messenger RNA. RefSeq lists its product as uncharacterized. The coding region runs from base 1160 to 2332 and encodes 390 amino acids. The record is from RefSeq and is a predicted model, not a curated record. The transcript is spliced from 9 exons. Lineage: Eukaryota; Metazoa; Chordata; Aves; Passeriformes; Paridae.